Messenger RNA from Beta vulgaris subsp. vulgaris (sugar beet), 888 nucleotides. RefSeq lists its product as uncharacterized. The record is from RefSeq and is a predicted model, not a curated record. Lineage: Eukaryota; Viridiplantae; Streptophyta; Magnoliopsida; Caryophyllales; Amaranthaceae. The transcript is spliced from 3 exons. Bases 1 to 822 code for a protein of 273 amino acids.
AUGUCUAAUCCUAAGGGGCGCGGAGGUCGAGAUGGCUUAGGUGGAAGCCAAGGUCGUGGGCAAUUGAUUCCCAGGGAGCUUUUUGAGUCACCAGGAGCUCCAGAAAACCCGAACCUUGGCUCUGAGACGCACCGAGAUGAUUCACAGGCACGUGACAUUGGUGAACGCGUACCGGAGAUGCCGAGUAGCCAGAGGGAGGAAGCUGAAGGGUCAAACCGUGCAUCAAAAAUGGUUUUGAGCCCUACUGGAUUGUGGUUUGAUGAUAACAAAGUUAGCGGGUCCAUCACUGACAUUUUCCAGGGUCAUUUUCGAGAACCUUGGUUUAACUACAGUGAGGUGGACGAUGCAACAAAGACGCAUUGGUGGAACUCAUUCACGGAGACGUACAACAAGAAGCUGGAUGAUUGUAGCACUCAAGGGUCACAGCCAAACCCUGAUUUGUUGUAUUGGGAGACAGUUGGUGGGAGGAACAGAGGAAAAGUGCAGGGGUUGGGUCAGGGAGAUCAUUUGUACUACAACUCUUCAUCUGGGCGAGGAGGAGAUGGCUCUUCACAACUAUAUGAGCCAUCGAUGUUUUCUCAGCUAGAGGCGCAGGUGGAAGCCAAGGUCGCUGCACGGAUGGUAGAAGUGGAGGCAAAGGUCGCAGCACGUCUGGAAGAGUCAAACCGGUCCCUCGUGCAGGAAAUGAUGCGGAACAUGACUAAUUUUGGCCAUCUAUUCUCAGGUUGCAACACAGGACCCUCUCCACAACGCAGACCAGAGGAUGACCCGGGGUUUGGUGGUGGCGGCACUAGUGCUACAGAGACACCCGCCACAGUGUAGUUUGUUUGGUUUUGGCAACUAGCUAGAUUACUAACUUAUAGUUUCUACAUACUUAGUCUAACUUUA